CAAAAGACUAGUUUAUUACGAAUUCAUGUGUUUUGGGUGUGUACACGCUUGUUUUCUGGGUUUCACGCUCUGAACGACUGAGCCUUCAUACCUUGUGACUUCAUAAGUUGCGCUACCCUGGCUUUCAGACACGCAGGCCACAUGAAUGGCAUACCGUCCGAGGAAGACCUACUGGACUCAGACAAUUAUGACCCGAUAGAACAUCUCAAUCAGGUCUUUUCCCAUCCCUCUACUCUUUCCUCCGUCAGCCAUACAUACCAGAUCCUCCAAGCCUAUCAAGAUGAGCUGGAAAAUGAUAUUGAUGCUCUCGAGGAUGAGCAAAUCAGAGCGAACGCGGAAUGCCUCCAGCGUAUGGAGGCCACGAAAGCAGAACUGGCCGAACUAUUUGACCGAAUCGAAAACGUACGGGAACGAGCUUUGCAGACCGAGCGCAAUAUCACCGAGAUGACAGCCGAUAUCAAGCAGUUGGACAACACAAAGAAGAAUUUGACACUAUCCAUGACGGCACUGAAACGGCUGCAGAUGUUGACGACUGCCUACGAGCAACUGCGAGCAUUGAGCAAGACAAGGCAGUACCGAGAGUGUGCCCAACUCCUUCAGGCUGUGAUCCAGCUCAUGGCUCACUUCAAAUCGUACCGCUCUAUAGACCAGAUUGCAACUUUAAGCAGAAAUGUCGCAGACCUUCAGCGGGAGUUGCUUGAGCAAGUCUGCGAAGAUUUCGAGAUCACGUUUACAAAGGAGGAGGUGGCUCAGAAGAGAGGGUUGCUACUUGAAGCAUGCUUGGUUGUGGAUGCACUCGGUGACGCUGCCCGAUCUCGGUUGAUUACAUGGUACUGCAAUACCGAACUGCGUCAAUAUCGACACAUCUUCAAGGGUGAUCAGGAGGCAGGUUCGUUGGACAACAUCGACCGAAGGUAUGCAUGGUUCAAGAAGACGUUGAAAGUCUACGACGAAGAGCACGCCGCCAUUUUCCCUCCCCACUGGCGUGUCAACGAAGUGCUCGCGAACGUCUUUGCAGAAGGCACUCGUGACGACUACAAGGGCAUUCUGUCUAGGACCACCCGCAAUGGCCAGACCAUUGACGUCAAACUGUUGUUAUCCUGUCUUCAACAAACUCUAGAUUUCGAGCACAGUCUAGAACGACGGUUCAAUCAAUCCUCUAGAACAUCCAUCGACACCGUAACCUCCAGCAACGAUGCGCCAAUAUUUGGACAGCCUAUAUCCGAUGCGUUUGAGCCAUACUUGAGUCUGUGGGUCGUCGCCCAGGACAAAGAACUCGCAAGCUUGAUACCGCAAUACAAGCAGAGACCGGCAAGACUAGCGGACGAGGAAUUUUCUUCUCAGCAAGUCAUAACGUCGUCUACGGAGCUAUUCAACUUCUACCGGCACGCGUUGGCUCAGUGUGCGAAACUCUCCACCGGGCAACCAUUGCUGGAUCUCUCCAAGGUAUUCGGACGCUAUUUAGACCAGUACGCCCAGCAAGUGCUUCUGUCCUAUAUAUUUGAAAAGCCCUCGGAUGGAACACCAUCCCGGAUGCCAGCUAUCGAAGAUGUUAUACUGGUCUUGAACACGGCAGACUAUUGUUUUAACACGUCCAAUUCCCUGGAAGACAAGAUUAAAAGUCGUAUUGACGACAACCUGAAGGACAGUGUGGAUUUACAAAGUCAGGCAGACGCUUUCAUGGGUAUAGCCAGCGCCGCUGUCCGUGGCCUGGUGCGCCGAGUAGAAGUUGAUCUCGAGCCUAGUUGGCGGGAGAUGAGGAAUACAGCAUGGUCCAAGAUCGAGAGCUGUGAAAAUCAGAGCUCUUAUAUCAAAGGUCUACAAAGCCGCAUCAAGGAGAGGUCGAGCGAGAUCCUGGGGAUGCUCCACAAGCAGCAAUAUGCACGUGCUUUUGCCGACAAUCUGGUUGAGCUUCUUGCCUCAACUUACAUCUCAAACAUUGCGCAGUGUAGGCCAAUCUCGGAAGGUGGCGCCGAACAAAUGUUGCUCGACACUCACGAAAUCAGGAAUACUCUGAGUCACAUACUACCAGGCACGCCUCCUGCUCUUUUCUUGAAGCGCGUCACAGCGACAUUCAGCAAAAUCGAACCGUUACUGAAAACUCUACAAGUCCGGCCAUCUCCUCCUGAAGCAAUGGUGCAGGCUUACCUCAUCCACAUUGCCGAUUUAUCAGAAGUCAACUUCCGCAAGGUCCUUGAACUCAAAGGCAUCAGGACAAAAGCAGACCAGAAUCAUCUGGUGGAACUGUUUCAAAUGCACAAAUUCAGUCCUCGUUACAAGGACUCUUUGGUAGAAAAGUCCCCUCUCCUAACAACUCUCCAUCUCUCGACUUCAGGCUUGGCGGCUGGACAAGCAUCGACUCCUGCAGCGGCAUUGCACAACUUGUCGGCACUGGGCAACUCGGCGGCGGCGUCACUCAGUACUGCCAAUCUUCCAGCGAACAUGAAGUUCGAUGCCUCUGGACUGGGCAAUGCGAUCAUUGAUCGCUUCAGCAGUCCAGCGUUGGGUACCCCCAGGGACGGAGCGCAAAGCCCGCCUCCUGGUGGUGUGCCGGCAAUUAAUGUGGCAAGUGAUGGGGGAUUCUCGGGCGUAGAGGCGGGGACGAAGUUGAAUGACAACUUGAAGAACAUUGGGAAAUUCUUCAAACGAGAUCUGGGAGGAUUCGGAAGCAUAGGACGAUUUGGCAGCAAGGCUACGAGUCCUGCUCCGCCUGAAGAUAGAAGUCAUGCUCGAUAGGAAUAUUCGAAUGUACCACCUCGAAGC
Exophiala xenobiotica is the source of this 2763-nucleotide messenger RNA. RefSeq lists its product as uncharacterized. Gene Ontology annotation, cellular component: GARP complex. Lineage: Eukaryota; Fungi; Ascomycota; Eurotiomycetes; Chaetothyriales; Herpotrichiellaceae. The transcript is spliced from 2 exons. Gene Ontology annotation, biological process: retrograde transport, endosome to Golgi. The record is from RefSeq and is a predicted model, not a curated record. The coding region runs from base 142 to 2736 and encodes 864 amino acids.